UUUGAUUUUGUUCAUGCUAAGUAUGGUAAAUGGUGCGUUUGGAAAACUAGAUUCAAAAAAUGUCGUUAGAGUUCGGCUUUAUUCUGAUCAACAUUUUCACUGCGAUUGUGUCAUUUUCAACUUUGUCUCAUGCCUUAUUGCAUCCUAGUAGCGUUUCUCAUAAUGUCUCCAGAAGCCGCUAUUACAUGACGACCAAUGAACUAUGGUUUAAUCAAACCCUAGAUCAUGAAUCUCCUAAUGAUCACCGCAAAUUCAGACAGCGAUACUAUGAAUUUAUGGACUACUUUCGAUCUCCAGAUGGGCCUAUGUUUAUGAUAAUAUGCGGUGAAGGUCCUUGUAGUGGCAUAGCUAAUGAUUAUAUAAAUGUAUUAGCAAAGAAGUUUCAAGCAGGUGUGGUUUCACUAGAACAUAGGUACUAUGGAAAAAGCUCCCCCUUUAACUCAUUAGCUACAGAAAAUUUGAAAUACCUUUCAUCGAAACAAGCCCUUUACGAUUUGGCAUCUUUCCGACAAUAUUACCAGGAAUCUCUGAAUAAGAAGUUGAAUAUAAGUAGUGGUGGUAGUGACAAUCCGUGGUUCUUCUUCGGGAUUUCUUAUUCUGGAGCUUUAAGUGCGUGGUUUCGGCUUAAGUUCCCGCAUUUGACGUGUGGAAGCCUUGCUAGUUCUGCAGUCGUUCGUGCAAUCUAUGAAUUCUCUGAAUUUGAUCAGCAGAUAGGUGAAUCAGCUGGUCAAGAAUGCAAACUUGCACUACAAGAGACUAAUAAACUUCUGGAAUUAGGGCUUAAAGUAAAAAAUAAGGCAGUGAAAUCUCUCUUCAAUGCCACUGAGCUUGAUGUUGAUGCUGAUUUUUUAUACUUAACGGCAGAUGCAGCGGUUAUGGCGUUUCAAUAUGGAAAUCCAGAUAAACUAUGUGUCCCGCUUGUUGAAGCAAAGAAGAAUGGUAGUGAUUUAGUGGUAACAUAUUCAACAUAUGUUAGAGAGUAUUGCAUGAGAAUUUGGGGAUUACGUGUUAGAACAUAUAACCGAAAACAUCUGAGAAACACAGUAGUUACCGCAGACAGUGCAUAUCGGUUAUGGUGGUUUCAAGCUUGCACAGAACUAGGAUAUUUCCAGGUGGCACCUAAAUAUGAUAGUGUUCGAUCUCAUCAAAUCAAUACAACGUUUCAUUUGGAUUUAUGCAAGAGCCUUUUUGGGAAAGAUGUUUACCCUAAAGUUGAUGCAACAAACUUGUACUAUGGAGGCGAUAGACUCGCCGCAACCAAAAUCAUUUUCACAAAUGGGUCAGAAGAUCCAUGGCGUCAUGCUUCCAAACAGAACUCUACUCAUGAAAUGCCUUCUUACAUCAUAAAAUGUCGUAACUGUGGCCAUGGAAGUGAUAUAAGAGGAUGCCCUCAAUCUCCAAUGGUCAUUGAAGGUAAAUCAAAUAAUUGCAGCUUACCCGAUUAUGUAAACAAAGUAAGGCAACAGAUGGUAGAACACAUUGACUUGUGGCUGUCUGAGUGUCGCCAAUCUAUUAGGAGUUCAAUAUAGAGAUGCAUUAUAGAAAUAAUGAUUCGAAUUGGACAAACAAUAUAAUAAACUCUUUAGUCUUUAUUAUUGAUUUUUUAAUCCAAAUUUGAGUGAACAUAGUCAACCUAAUGAAGUCGUUUUCUGUUUUAGAAAAUGAUGCAGUUUUUGUAUUUAUUGUAUGUGUCAUUGCUAAAAAUAGUUUAUAACUUGUAACAAAGACCGCAAUGUAGAAAUAUUUGACUUGUCUUUUAAAUGAGUUCCUAGAAGAAUUCAUCAUUUAAUCUCUCGA
Messenger RNA from Arabidopsis thaliana (thale cress), 1797 nucleotides. RefSeq names its product Serine carboxypeptidase S28 family protein (gene EDA2). Lineage: Eukaryota; Viridiplantae; Streptophyta; Magnoliopsida; Brassicales; Brassicaceae. The record is from RefSeq and is marked reviewed. Gene Ontology annotation, molecular function: serine-type exopeptidase activity. The transcript has 12 exons. Gene Ontology annotation, cellular component: extracellular region. Gene Ontology annotation, biological process: proteolysis. Bases 60 to 1529 code for a protein of 489 amino acids.